AUGACUGCUCAUCCGGUAGUCGACAGUUUCGAUCCUAAACAACGAAUUAUGUACAGAUUGUAUAGGGACUGCACUAAAUAUAUGCAUGGACAACAUGUAAAGGACCUGUCAAAGCUGAACCGUGAUCUUUCGAAAGUAAUCUUCAUUGAAGUUGAUCCAAAAGCGGCACAGCUCAAUCCUGAAAACGUGCUCCUUGUGCCAGAAUGGAAGGGUAAUAUGGACGAUACCUCACUAGUGGAUCUCGCAGAGUUGCUCAAAACUAUUCACUUAUCUGACGUAGAAGAUGUACGGCCAACGCUGCAAUAUUAUUCCCAGUUCCCUGAUCCGGCAAAAGAAUUCCGAAGGAGAGCCAUCUAUCUGGCAGAGCAGGUCAGCGAAUUUCUAACUAUCGUCUCUGUUUUCAUUCGUUUUCAAUUGAGUUGUGUUUUCUAAUA
Molecule: messenger RNA, 434 nt
Organism: Cylicostephanus goldi
Lineage: Eukaryota; Metazoa; Nematoda; Chromadorea; Rhabditida; Strongylidae
Source: the annotation of a GenBank genome assembly